AAAACAUUGAAUAAUUUUUUAUAAAAAUAAAAUAUGAAGGUGCUUCUAGUUCUAAUCAUAACUAUUGCUGUAGUGACUUCACGUGUUGUCCACACUUUAGCAGCAGCUAAUAAUUAUUGGGUAUCUCUUAUUUUCUCAGAAAAUUCAUCUAAUUCAAGCAACACAGAUCUCACAGUGGCUUUGACAACCCCUUCUACAGCUAUGGACAACAGUUAUUACACCUCAGUUGCAUGAGUAGACACUUCAGACUCCGAUUACGAAAUCACUACUGACAAAACCAACCUCAAAACCCUCGCUUUCGAAUGGCAAUGUGACACGACCUGAUCCUCCAUCUCCAACAUCGUCUCCGGAGCCGCUACCUUCAAACUCGGCUACACCACCUCCUCGUCCACCAACAACGGUACCAUCUACUCCACUUCCUCUGCCGCCACCACAUCCAGCAUCACUUUCACCUCCUCUUCCAACACAACCGCCCUCCAAGCCAGGCACACUGCGACCAAUCUGACGCCUUCAACUCUGGCUGCGAACUACUUGCCGAACAAAUCAGAAACUUUCUACUAUAGGUGCUUUGCCAGGUUUAACAACGCGGCUGCUUCUACUCUGUUUUCGGGUGCGAUUGCUAAUCUGGAGACGACUUUGCCCUUUGCUCAUAAUAUUACGGUUAAGGGAGCGAGCUGGAUGAGUGGGGGAUUUGGAGUGAUUGUGGCUGUGAUGGCAUUGGGGUUGGUACAAUAAACUCAAG
Moneuplotes crassus is the source of this 742-nucleotide messenger RNA. NCBI's taxonomy places the organism in Eukaryota, Ciliophora, Spirotrichea, Euplotida, Euplotidae. The record is from the annotation of a GenBank genome assembly.